CGUGUCACUCUCUAGGAACCCCAUUCUAUAUUGUAGGUUGAUGAAUUCAAGAUUAUAAAACCAUGACAAUCCUUUAUAAUAGCAGCCUCCAAAAAGCUACUUUCUUCCUGACAGGCUUCCAAGGUCUGGAGGAUCUCCAUGGCUGGAUCUCUAUUCCCUUCUGCUCCAUCUACUUGACAGUUAUUGUAGGAAACCUUACCAUCCUCCAUGUGAUCCGUACUGAUGUCACCCUCCAUGAACCUAUGUACUAUUUCUUGGCCAUGCUGGCCCUCACAGACUUGGGCCUUUGCCUUUCUACAUUGCCCACUGUGCUGGGCAUCUUCUGGUUUGAUGCCAGAGAGAUUGGUAUCCCCGCCUGCUUCACUCAGCUCUUCUUCAUCCACACCUUGUCUCUUGUGGAGUCUUCAGUUCUAUUGUCCAUGUCCAUUGACCGUUAUGUGGCCAUCUGCAACCCGCUGCAUUACUCCACAGUCUUGACCCCAGGACGUAUUGUCAAGAUGGGGCUGAGCUCGGUGCUUCGGAGUGCCCUGCUCAUCCUCCCCCUGCCCUUUCUCCUGAAGCGCUUCCAGUACUGCCGCUCGCACGUGCUGGCCCAUGCCUAUUGUCUGCACCUAGAGAUCAUGAAGCUGGCGUGUUCCAGCAUCAUUGUCAACCAUGUCUAUGGGCUCUUUGUUGUGGCCUGCACCGUGGGGGUGGACUCAUUGCUUAUCUUUCUCUCCUAUGCCCUUAUCCUCCGCACCGUACUAAGCAUUGCCUCCCGCCAGGAGCGACUUCGGGCCCUCAACACCUGUGCCUCUCACAUAUGUGCCGUGCUACUCUUCUACAUCCCCAUGAUUGGCUUGUCUCUAGUGCACCGCUUUGGUGAACAUCUGCCCCACACGGUACACCUCCUCAUGUCUUAUGUGUAUCUGCUGGUACCGCCUCUCAUGAACCCCAUUGUCUACAGCAUCAAGACCAAGCAAAUCCGCCAACGCAUCGCUAAGAAGUUUGAGUUUAUAAAAUCACUUAGGUGUUUUCAGCAGGGUUAGGUUAGGAUGAAUGAAGGAAGGAAGUUUGGAACAUGAACCCCAUAGAUGUUUUCGGUUUCAGCUAUGCUG
Hipposideros armiger (great roundleaf bat) is the source of this 1097-nucleotide messenger RNA. RefSeq names its product olfactory receptor 51G1. Lineage: Eukaryota; Metazoa; Chordata; Mammalia; Chiroptera; Hipposideridae. Gene Ontology annotation, molecular function: olfactory receptor activity; G protein-coupled receptor activity. The transcript has a single exon. Gene Ontology annotation, cellular component: plasma membrane. Gene Ontology annotation, biological process: G protein-coupled receptor signaling pathway. The record is from RefSeq and is a predicted model, not a curated record. The coding region runs from base 63 to 1028 and encodes 321 amino acids.